Messenger RNA from Verruconis gallopava, 1463 nucleotides. RefSeq lists its product as uncharacterized. The transcript has a single exon. NCBI's taxonomy places the organism in Eukaryota, Fungi, Ascomycota, Dothideomycetes, Venturiales, Sympoventuriaceae. The record is from RefSeq and is a predicted model, not a curated record. The coding region runs from base 112 to 633 and encodes 173 amino acids.
CUGAAUCUCCUCAACAGACUUGUUCAACCAUCUUAUUAGAAAUUUGCAAAGCCCUAGAAGCGUGGUGCAUCGCUUGAUCAGGAGAUAUCAGAAGCGAACAUACGAAUCACCAUGUCUUCUAACGUCGGUCUCUCGACUCCUCGCGGCAGUGGCACAUCAGGCUACGUCCAGCGCAAUUUAUCUAAUUUGAAACCCCGCGACCAAGCCGACCCGUACAACCUAGACGAUCGGAAACAUAGACAACGGAAGCCUGAUCCUGAGAUUCUUGAGCAUGAAAGACGGCGCAAGAUUGAAGUCGAAGUGUUUGAGUUGCGUGAUAAACUUGAAGAGGAGGGCGAGCUGGACGAGGACGAGAUUGAUGAUAGGUGCAACGCGCUGAGGCAGAGGUUAGAGGAGGAAAGCGAACGCGAAAAGAGCAAAAAUACGGAUGCGAGAGGCUUGAAAAGCCACCAAGUGCAUGAUUUGGCAAAGGCGAAGAUUGAAGAGACCGAGCGGCUAAGAAGGGCCUUGGGAAUACGAGAGGAUUAUGAGGAGGGCGGACAUUGGAAAAGACAGGAAGAGCGACUAAGAGAGACGCUGGCUGAGAAAGCUAAGGAAGACGCAGAGAGGGUGCGACGAAACAGCGAGGACUGAAUCCUUUCUCGCCGGCAUGAUAAACGUAGAGUAUCACUUCUCCUCUUGUGCUUUCCCGAACUCUUCAUCGAGCAGCCCGAAGAGCGGCACAUGGAAAGCAAAGGCCAAUGCUGCCUAGUUUAUGAAAGCAUCGAUCAGCCCGGUGGACGGACCUGCGAUACUCAGGGCGUGUUGGCAAAGGCUAUAUUUUAACGGCUUCUGACUAUCUGACUACUACGGCCUGAAAAUAAAAGGCUAGACCUGUGCAUGGGGUAAAUUUUGAGCACGCAGUCGGACAGAAACCAUAAAAUGCCAUGAAAACAAAGCCGCUGGCUGCUUCAAAGGCAUCAUUCAAGAAAUUAAGAACAUCAUCUGAUUUACUCACUCGACUAAGGUUCUUCAACAAAACUAUCCCGAUCUGUACUCGCCAUAUUUACCGUGGCCAAAGAUCGAAGCGCUCCAGAUUCUGAUCACUUGAAAUCUUCUGAAUUUUCCCUGCAAAACGAAAGCUCAGAAAUAUCCUUCAAUAAAUAUCAAUAUUUUUCUCGUGGCCUCUCACUGGAAAUCGGGUUGUGCAUCAGAGUGGCAUAAUGCGGCGAUCCGAAGGCUACAAUACACCAGCCCUGACACUUGAAAUGUGAGAAUCCAAACAGCCAGCAUGCCAGCUACACGGUUUUUGCAUAUCAGGCUUCCUACUCGUUCAAACGCUCGCAACGCCUCUUCGAUUACAAUACCAAUUCUCUUAACGGCUGCAGUAACUCAAGUCUGGUCUAGCGUUCAAUCUCAGAAGCGCAUAAAAUUCAAUUUAUUCAUUGAAUAUUGAAAAGAACAUAUAACUCUCUCGCAUACUU